This is a messenger RNA of Solanum verrucosum, 792 nucleotides long. RefSeq lists its product as uncharacterized. The record is from RefSeq and is a predicted model, not a curated record. Lineage: Eukaryota; Viridiplantae; Streptophyta; Magnoliopsida; Solanales; Solanaceae. The coding region runs from base 1 to 792 and encodes 263 amino acids. Gene Ontology annotation, molecular function: zinc ion binding. The transcript has 2 exons.
AUGGCAAAGGCUUAUAGAAAAGAGGAUUUUGAAAAAUUGAUGGCUAAAUUGGAAAAAAUAGAUGACAGAAUAAAGGAGUAUCUUCAAGAUGCUGGGUAUGAGAGGUGGUCUAGGUCUCAUGCAACAGUGAACCGUGGAAGAAUGAUGACUUCAAAUAUAGCUGAAUGUAUCAAUGGUUGCCUUGUUGAUGCACGACAACUACCUGUUAUAGACUUUCUGGAAGAAGCUAGAAUUCUAUUUGGUUCUUGGAAUUGCAAAAAUGGAGAAAUAGCAUCUUAUACAAAGGAAACAUUAGGGAGGAGAUUUGAAGAAAUAUUGAUUAUAAACGCUUCAAAAUGUGCAGCAAUGAAGGUUGUUGCAUCUUCUGAGUUUAUUUUUUCAGUGUAUGAAGGUGGGAUAAGAUACAUUGUUUGUCUUGAGAGAAAAACAUGUUCAUGUGGUAGAUUUCAACAUGACGAGAUACCUUGUGCGCACGCAAUGGCCGUUUUGAAGAAGAAGAAUAUUAAAGAUGUACACCCCUACUGCUCUGAUUACUAUAAACAUGAUGCAUUAGCAAAUACUUAUGCAGUUCCAAUGGAACCAAUGCCAGACAAAAAUGAUUGGACAGCUCCAGAAUGUGUUUUGAACGAAGUCGUCUUGCCACCAAGAUACAAAAAAAUGCCUGGUAGACCAAGAAAAAAGAGGAAGAAAAAUCCUGACGAAAAGCUAAGCACAAAAACGAAUUGUUGUGGACGUUGUGGACAAAAAAGUCACAAUAUAAGAACAUGUACUUUCUUUCCAAAAAAUUCUUGA